This is a messenger RNA of Macadamia integrifolia, 3805 nucleotides long. Its product is annotated as serine/threonine-protein kinase MPS1-like. The coding region runs from base 969 to 2948 and encodes 659 amino acids. The transcript has 4 exons. Gene Ontology annotation, molecular function: protein serine/threonine/tyrosine kinase activity; protein serine/threonine kinase activity; ATP binding. Gene Ontology annotation, biological process: meiotic spindle assembly checkpoint signaling; chromosome segregation; peptidyl-serine phosphorylation. The record is from RefSeq and is a predicted model, not a curated record. NCBI's taxonomy places the organism in Eukaryota, Viridiplantae, Streptophyta, Magnoliopsida, Proteales, Proteaceae. Gene Ontology annotation, cellular component: nucleus; kinetochore; spindle.
CUUUUUAGUAUUAUAUGUAUGCUAUAGCAUUAAAAUCAUUAUCUUUCUAUUUGUUAAUCCAAUGCCUAGAGCAGGCGUUGGGAAGUCAGUUGAUUGACUCUUGUCACAUGGGUGUGUGAGUUUGUAUUUAUCGAGUUUCUCCCUCUUGCUCUAGAUUGUGUGAGUAAAAGUUCCAUUGGGUUGUUUACUAGGAAUAAUGAAAAAAAAAAAAUUCAAAAGGAUUUUAAAAAAUCAUUUUUAGGUGAAUUAUUUUCAACUUUGUUCCAUAAAGAAGUCUUUGAAACUGAUUCACCAACCUUAAGGGAAAAAAAAGGACUACUUUUCAUCGGUAGAACACAUAUAUCUUCAUAUUAAGAUCGUGAAAUCACCAUCCUUUACAUCCAUGGCAUAUUAGGUAUGAUUUUAUCAUAAUCUUAAUCUAUUGUGUCAGUUUUAAGAGACUCCAGAUUAGUGGUUGGCAGGUAAGAAUCCUCUGUGUGCAAUUCUGUCGCAAGCUGGGUUUUAAAAACAGGAAUCGGUGAUGGAAUUCGGAUUGGCUCGGAAAUGGCUGGAGUCGGCCGGAAUCAGUCCCACUGGACCCUAGAAUCGGCCAUUUUAUUUGAAAACCCACCGAGUCUGGAAAAUCUUGGCAGGAAUAAGAAUUGGUUCCGACCGAUUUCCGAUUUUGAAGCCCUGACUCACAACUCCAAAAUUAAAAGGCAAACGGCGCGAAUGUGCCGUUCAAACUUCAAAGCUCUGUUCUUUUCCCCCAUUCCUCCAACGUCAUCUCCCUCUCCCUCUCCGAUGUACUCCGGCGCUGUUGAUUCCAUCACCCACCAAAUCAGCUCAAACCCUCCUCAUGAAUCAAAGCCCUAGACUUCUCUGUCUGAAACUCCGAAUCUUUUUCAUCUUUCUUUGUUUUCUUUCUCAUCUGCUUCAAACUUUCCUCCCUUCAUUCUUCAGUUCCGAGAUGCUGUCUAGAUACGGCCAUGGAAAGGGAGGAUAACCUUCCACCCCCACCUGCAACUUCCCAAAGCUUCUCGCGUCUCUCUCGUGCCUUCUCUUCAUCCUCAUCAUCGACGACAUCCUCUUCAUCGUCAUCCUCAUCAUCUUUAACCCCAGAUUUUGUUCGGCAUGUACAAGCCGCUCUCAAGCGUCACAGGCCUCUUGGUACAGUGCAAUCUGAAAGUCUCCGACCAAGACGUGUACUGGUAUCCCAGAGAGAAUCGGAGAAGGGCAGUGAGAAGUCUGAAGACGCCGUGUUAUCGAGACAGGCUAAUGCAACGCAUGAUUUGAUUGCUGGGAGGGAAAAUGCGAUUGCUGUUGCUGGAGAAGUUCCUGAUGAUUCAUCAAUUACUCCUCCUUCCAAUUCGGCAACAGGCGCACAAACUCAUGACCAAAACUUAGAGCCAUUUGGUGUGAAGGGAGAAAAUACAAAACUUGAUCUGGAUGGCCGAAAUGAUGAUGGAGUUUCUUCUUCGUGUCUAGAAUCUCAACACCUCCCAGCGGUUGAUGUUCCAAAUAAAGGUCAAAUUUCUUUGGGCAGCAAUGUGGAUCCCCACAAAAUGGAAUGGAUUGGGAGCAAUCGGGUGGAGAUAUCUACUGCUAAUGAUCACAACUUGAAGCAACGAGAAUCUCAGCAACCAGAAGUUUUGGGCAUCAGCUUGAGAUCAGAUGGUGGAAUCUCUUCAUUGCUUGCAAAAAGAAGUGCUUUGUACCAGGACCAGCGACAUCAAUCAAUGACAUUUAUCGGAAAAGACAUUGCCCACCCCAUGACUCAAUCCUCGCUUGUGGUUUCAACGUGUGCAACCACAACAUCAGUCCAUUCAUUAUCUGCACCAAUGCUGACUUCAAAAACCUACACCUCUUGUCUUCAAGAUAGUAGUUCCCGUAUGGACAAAGAACCUUUAGAAGAGCUCAAGGGAAAUCCUCAACCUACAGCUCAAGGUGAUGCCGUGAAGCCAUGUUCUACAUUUCAAUACAACAGUGAGAUGGUAAUAGACCAGAAAGAUAUUCCAAAUCAAUCAUCUGCCUUUGCUUUCGAUGCUGCAUUGAGAGUUAAUGAUCAUGGCAUUUUAAAGGUUCAGCAAGACUGUAACGUGAAGGAAUGCGAGCAGCCACAUAAUGCACAAGUUGACCAUGGGAAAGGUUCUCAGUUUGAUGAUAAACCAAAGGAAGGGAAGGAAUUUCCAGUUAAUGGUCCUGAUGUAACUUGUCAGGCUCCAUCGUCAAGAAACACAUAUUCGGAUGUGAAAUUGGAACCUUCCAAAUCAGGAAAACCAGAAAAGGCUUCAACUGGAAAAGGGGCAUCAGUUCGUAAAAAGAAUAACAAUGCUGAUUUGUUCUUUAGAGUUAAUGGGAAACUCUACCAAAAGCUUGGCAAGAUUGGGAGUGGAGGAAGUAGUGAGGUCUACAAAGUCAUUUCAGCCGAUUGUACAAUCUAUGCCCUUAAGAAGAUCAGGCUUAAGGGUCGUGAUUAUGCCACUGCAUGUGGGUUUUGCCAGGAGAUUGGGUAUCUAAACAAGCUAAAGGGAAAAAAUAACGUCAUUCAGCUUAUUGACUAUGAGGUGACAGAUAAAAUAUUGCUUGAGGAAGUCAUGAGUGGUUCAAUGAAUACAAAAGAUGGCAGAAUCAAGGAUGAUGGAUACAUUUACAUGGUACUUGAAUAUGGAGAGAUUGAUUUGGCUCAUAUGCUGUCACAGAAGUGGAAAGAAAUUGAUAGUUCCAAUUGGUCCAUAGAUGAGAACUGGCUCCGUUUCUAUUGGCAGGUACUCUCAACACCUUUUCUUAACUCCCGGUUCUUAGGUGUAGCUGUACACUAUAUUGUGAGAGAAAUUGUGACAAUGAAUUCUGCUCUUCUUUUUUUUUUUUUUGGGGGGGGGGGGAGUGGGUGUAUUCAGGAUUUGUCCUAUGAGGAUUUACUCGGAAUGCUGCCAAGAUAUCCUUGGACUGACUGCUUUGUUCCUUGAGAUGAGCUUUCUUCACCUUUCGUUCCUAAUCUGUGUGAUAAGUGCAGAAAAUUCCUCAUAUUCCACACAGCUAACCUUGACAAUGAAUUUUUCCCCCUUUCUUCGGCUAGGUGUAUUUUGGGAUUCGUUCUACUCUCAGCCAUCCAUUUUCUGACGGAGGUGUCCGUUUAAAUGAGCAAUCCAAUAUGAAAGCUAGGAAAGAGAUCUGCCUUACAGUAUGUGAAAAUCUCUAAGAUCCUGCAUCACCCACCCAUUACUAAAAGACCAUUCAAUUUGGAUGCGAUGAUAACCUCUUAUGAGAAUGAGUCAAAGCCAAACUUAACGGAUAAGAAUUCAGCUCUUGUUGAGUCUCCUCCUAUAGACCAAAAUAAGGACCACCUCACUGUCAUAUGACUGACAGAACCCUGUAUUCCUGAUGGUUCUGGUUACCUGGAGAGCAACCAUCAGUUCAUGUUGACAAACCCUUCAGUGGGAGGACGACUUCAAAUCUGAACAACCCUUGUCUGAUGUGAAAUUGAUAAAAUUAAAUGACCCCAAUCCCUGAAUAACAACAGUGGGAAUAUUUGUAAAAGACAUCGCCAUAUCUGCCCAACAAGCUGCAUUAAUGGUAAUCUUGUCAAUAACCGGCUGAGCAUCUGAACACAAGUCCUGAAUCAAUCUCUUAUGAUGCUCUUCCCUAGUACACCACAUAAUGGCAAUAAGGACUGCCUUCCAAUGAAAAUUACCUUCUUCACAAAAUGGUAAGAUGCCAGAACCAAACUAGCUUAACAAAUAACUACAUCCCAGUAAAAGUCACUUUCUGUUUGAAGACCUGCAGAAGUUGGAGCCAGAAUCUAAAAGCUAAGGGGUGAUAGAGG